Molecule: messenger RNA, 561 nt
Organism: Cordyceps militaris CM01
Lineage: Eukaryota; Fungi; Ascomycota; Sordariomycetes; Hypocreales; Cordycipitaceae
Exons: 2
Coding region: 1-561 (186 amino acids)
Source: RefSeq, a predicted model, not a curated record
AUGAAGAGAGUGCUCCUCACCUCGUCUCAGGUCUCCAUCAUCUUGACGGGCAUCGUCAUUUUCUUGUGCACCUUGGGUCUUUUCCUUAGCGGCUAUGUGAUUCAGCAACGAACAGUCAACGAUUUGCGCGACGCAAUCCGGCCACGGAUCAGGCCUGUGACGAAACCGCAUUUGCCAGAGCGCUUCAAGUCGCGCAUCACAGAGCUCGCCGACGGCUCCAUUGUCUUUUAUGAGAGCGAGGCGGACGAGGAAGCCCACUCGCAGCGACAGCACAUUGAGAUUCGCGAAUCCAAGACCCCGCAGCCGCCGUCGGAGAGCAAGGAGGCGCGAGCCGACCGGGAAGAGGAAGCGAAGAGGGCGACGCGCAAGCAGCUGCAAAUGUUGCAAGACAUCCAGAGCAAGGUUGCUCAGCAGUCCUGGGCGGUGGAAAACCCGGACCCCUGGGCCAAGAGCAGGGUGCCUGUCGACGCGGUGGAGCGCCGCCAAAUGAUUAGGGAUGAAUUGAAGCGCCUCUCCAUGAGCGACGGGCCGGUUCCGUGGUCUAAACGUAUUUGGAUAUGA